GGAGUUUUGUCAACACGUAACUUCGACGACCUUGACGGAUGGCUAACCUUGAGGAUUAUGGAGAGGUAUGAUUACCUGCUGAAGUUUCUGAUCAUUGGAAAUGCUGCUACUGGCAAAACAUGUUUGAUGAGAUGGUUUCUUGAGGGAAAGUUUAAACAGGAUUCGCUACACACAAUAGGUGUCGAGUUCGGAACAAAAGUGCUUAGAGUUGAUUCAAAGUCUGUAAAGUUGCAGAUAUGGGAUACGGCUGGUCAGGAGAGAUUUCAGUGUAUUACACGCUCAUAUUAUCGAGGUGCGGCUUGUGCGUUGGUAGUUUACGACAUCACUGACAGAGAAUCAUUUAACGCAAUUAAUUCAUGGAUUUCAUCUGUUAGAGAGUUAGCUCUUCCAAACCUGACAGUUAUACUGAUAGGAAACAAAGUUGAUUUAGAUGCAAAUUUACGUGAGGUCACUGAAUUAGAAGGAAAACAGUGUGCUAUUGAUAAUGGAGCUUAUACAUUUUUGGAAACAUCAGCUAAAAAUGGUUCGAAUGUUUUGGAUGCAUUCACCGCUGCUGUUCGGAGUGUUCUAGAACAAAUUCAAAAUGGUUCUAACCCAACCCAAAUGUCCUAUCCAGUUGGAAUUGGUCCUGCCCACUUAACUUUUCCCGGAUCAAAUGAAUCUGUCAACAGUACAAAGUCAUCUAAGCUAUGUUGUCGUUCUUAGUGUUUGUUCGUUUUUGAAUCACAGUUGUCUUUAUACCUUUCCACGUAAAGAUCUUUGGACGUAUAAUACUUCAAAACAUACUACUUAUUAUGUCUGUGAUAAAUUAUGAUUUUUAUUGUUUAUAUAAAUAAUAUCUAAAUUUCAUAAGUUUAUAUAUAAACGUUCAACUGUAGGUGAUCCAGUUGAAUGUUAUGAGUAUCUUUUUUUUUUUUUUAAAAAAAGAGAGAAUUAUACAAUUUCAUUUUGGAAUCCGUUUGACUUCUAUUCAUUCAUCAUAAUUUUCCCUCCCCCCUCCCGCCUUUUUUUUAUUCUUCUUUUUACAUCGUUCAAGGAAUUUCUCUCAUUUUCAUUUCUUUUUUUUUGAAAAAAAUAAUCUAAGAUAUUUUGAGUUGAUAAAUUAGUUACUAUUAUGGUGAUAUAUAUAUAUAUAUGAUAUGUUUAAAAUACAGUUAUAUACCUUCCAAUGAAUUUGCUGUUUUCAACUAAGAUACUAAAAUGUUAAUAUUUCUCGACAUUUAAUCAUUAUCAACUAAAAGAAGAAGUUGAAUAAUCUUCAUUUUGGUUUCUCAGACCGUGUAGCUUGUAGCCUCUCUAGGGGCGGGGGCUACUUCUGGUCCCAAGCCCCAGAUAAAGGAGGAGAGUUGGGUAUGGGGUUAGCGACUUCAUCACGUAGAAAACUAAAUCGCUAAAAAAAACGCUAAACGGGUACGGUUAAACCAAGGGUUAUAGAAAUCACAUUCUAAAUGAUUGAUUCUGAAGGAUAGCCUAAUGUAUUAGGUACUCACACUUUUUUUCAUAUAUAUCAUCGUCUUCUGGAAUAGAAAGUCGAACUUCUAAAUUUCUUUGUCUUCGCAAUAGUUAAGGUUUUGUUCAUUAGCUAUCAGGGAGAUUACCCAAGUUCUCUCGAGGAGUAUUCGAGUUGCGUCACCACAUUAGGUGAGGUAUUACGUCAACUAUUAUGUAGUCAUAUUCGAAUCAUAGCAGCUUGUAAGUGGCUGUAACAAGGCAACGAAAUAUCCAAUGAAUUCAUAUACUGACGAAGAGACAAAUUAUGUAAAACAAUCCUUAUCGUACAAAACUAUGUAGGCCAGUGGUUCACUAAGCUUUCAGCAACUUAUUCAAAGGUUAGAAUUAUAUUUUAAGUGAUUUCUAUUUAGAAAUUAAUUAUGGAAUGAGAUUCCAAAUAUAAAAACUACGCUUCAUCCUAGUUCAGAAUUAGGAAGUAUGGUCUAAAAUAAAAUUGAUAAAGUGUGUUAUGCUUAUUGUUACAAUCAAUCUCUGUAGAUCAUUAUUUAACUUAUGAUGAGAAUAGGGUAAAUCUAUCUUAGCAAAAGAGCUUAAUUAGGAUUUCAUACAGAUAUUUUUUGCUGCUCCCGAAUGUCCUGGUAUGACCGAGGGUGGAGAGAGUCAGCUCUCCCUAUCCAAUGCUCUCAGAUAACCACGUGCAUACAACCACUUUCAGCGAAGUCCUACUCACUACCUUCUCAGGGCGGGGUUAUUGUUUACGAAAUUAAAAGGACAAGAAGCGAAUAUCUGUCGCUUUAACCGUGUCGGUUGAUACGGAGGAUCCAUCUAGGAUAUUUUGAAAACCCUAAUUCCAAACCAAUAGUGCACAUGG
This is a messenger RNA of Schistosoma rodhaini, 2323 nucleotides long. NCBI's taxonomy places the organism in Eukaryota, Metazoa, Platyhelminthes, Trematoda, Strigeidida, Schistosomatidae. The record is from the annotation of a GenBank genome assembly.